Molecule: messenger RNA, 996 nt
Organism: Micromonas pusilla CCMP1545
Lineage: Eukaryota; Viridiplantae; Chlorophyta; Mamiellophyceae; Mamiellales; Mamiellaceae
Exons: 2
Coding region: 1-996 (331 amino acids)
Source: RefSeq, a predicted model, not a curated record
AUGUAUCUCCAUACAACUACACGUACGUACAUAAAUAAAGUAUUAAUAAAAAAAUAUGCAAAAUGCUACAUUUGUACGUACUCGUUCAAUUUGUACCUUCGUACAACCGUUACUGUACACGUACUGUACGUUCUGUACGUGUACAACUACACGUUCACACACAACGCCGUCCACCACAUCCUCAACCACAAGGAAGGCAACGCCGGCGGCAACAGGGUCCAAACCCACGACCGCGUGGUGCGAGCCGUCGCACAGCUAUGCAAAGACGUCGGACUCGUCGCCGAGACGAAAGGCAUCCGCGGCCUCCUCCCCCCCGACGCCGUGCGAGGUGGACGCCACGAGUGCAUGAAAACCGUCGACAUCAGCAUCACGGGACUCGACAGCCGGGUGGCCAGGACCCUCGGGGACGUCGUCGUCCCCCACCCGUUCAGUGGUGACGGGCGCGCGAAAUUCAACGGUCGGCGCCCCACUGCGACCCGCUCACCAGCGAACAUCCAGCCGGGCGAGUACACGCUCGAGGCGGAGAAGAAGAAGCUCGACUGGUACGGCAACAUCCCCGAGGGCCGCGGCUUCAGCCUCGUGCCCAUGGCCAUCGACACGUACGGUUUCAAGGCGCCGCGCUUCCGCAAGUUCCUUAACCAGCUCGCCGAUCACGGUGCGAGAGGCACUGUCCCCGCCGGCGACGCCGCCUCCGAGGCCGCGGCCGAGGCCACGCUCUCCGCCAUCGCGAGGAGCAAAAGCUAUUGGAAACGACGCAUCAUGGGCCACAUCUCCGUCGCGCUCGUAUCCGCCAUCGGGGACCGCAUCGCUGGCGCGCCCAUCUCGUACGCGCUCAGAACCUCACGUGACUCUGAAAACUUCCACGCGGGCGCGGCAGCGCAAAUCCUCUUUAUGGAGCCCGACACUGCUGGCGAUUUCCACAUCGCCCCGGCUCCGUGCGCUCGUGAGGCUCACAUGGGUUUCAUGAAUCCCGUCGUGGGGUUGCUUACUACGUGA